Heteronotia binoei (common prickly gecko) is the source of this 705-nucleotide messenger RNA. Its product is annotated as zinc finger protein 436-like. Bases 1 to 705 code for a protein of 234 amino acids. The transcript has 3 exons. Gene Ontology annotation, biological process: regulation of cytokine production; regulation of immune system process; negative regulation of transcription by RNA polymerase II. Lineage: Eukaryota; Metazoa; Chordata; Lepidosauria; Squamata; Gekkonidae. The record is from RefSeq and is a predicted model, not a curated record.
AUGUGCUCAGAGUGUGGAAUUAAAUUCAGUCUGCAAAGCCAUCUUCGACGGCAUCAAAGAAUCCACACAGGGGAGAAACCUUUUGAAUGCUCAGAGUGUGGAAAGAGAUUCAUUUGGGGUAGCCAUCUUCAACAGCACCAAAGAACCCACACAGGGGAGAAACCUUUCACAUGCUCAAAAUGUGGAAUUAAAUUCGGUCGGCAAUGCCAUCUUCGACAGCAUCAAAUCAUCCACACAGGGGAGAAACCUUUUGAAUGCUUAGUGUGUGAAAAGAAAUUCAGUAGGAGUAGCAACCUUCGAAAGCACCAAAGAACGCACACAGGGGAGAAGCCUUUUGAAUGCUCAGAAUGUGGAAAGAGAUUCAGUCAGAGUAGCGAGUUCCAACGGCACCAAAGAACCCAUACAGGGGAAAAACCUUUCAAAUGCCCAGAGUGUGGAAUGAGAUUCGGUCGGCAAACCCAUCUUCGACGACACCAAAGAACCCACACAGGGGAGAAACCUUUCAAAUGCUCAGAGUGUGGAAAGAGAUUCAGGUUUCGUAGUGGUUUUCAAAGACAUUGGAGAACCCACACAGGGGAGAAACCUUAUGAAUGCUCAGAAUGUGGGAAGAGAUUCAGUCAGCUUUGCAGUCUUCGACGGCAUCUUAGAACCCACACAGGAGAGAAACCUUUUGAAUGCUUAGAGUGUGGGAAGAGAUUCCGUUAG